Molecule: messenger RNA, 2099 nt
Organism: Athene cunicularia (burrowing owl)
Lineage: Eukaryota; Metazoa; Chordata; Aves; Strigiformes; Strigidae
Gene: MICU1
Product: mitochondrial calcium uptake 1
Exons: 13
Coding region: 101-1618 (505 amino acids)
Biological process (GO): calcium import into the mitochondrion; mitochondrial calcium ion homeostasis
Cellular component (GO): uniplex complex
Molecular function (GO): calcium ion binding
Source: RefSeq, a predicted model, not a curated record
GGUUUUAGAACGCGCCCCUGCAAUCGCUGAAAAGUAAUUCCCUGUGUUCUUUGUGACCGCUUGAUCUGCAAGCUGGGAGCAAAUACGUUUGCACUACAGGAUGUUUCGCCUUCGAUUUCUUCCCGUAGCAGCAGGGCUGUCUUCUGUUUCGCGGCGUUACCUUGGGACAGCACAUCACCCCAGGACCAGGCGUAGGCUUGUGGUGGCGGCUUUCGUAGGGACAGCUGCAGCGACAGCAAGUGCCAGAUUCCUUUGGCAGAGGGCAUACGCAGAAAACUCAUCCUCUGUAAAACAUGAUCCAAGGACUGAGCCGAGUGAGAAGGUGAAGCACGAGGAGGAGGAGGAGGAGGAGAGCAGCAGCAGUGAGGACAGAAAGGCUGUUGCGUCGGGUGAUGAGGAGGCCCCGCCAGAAGGGAAGAAGAAGAAGCGUUCUGGGUUCAGGGACCGUAAGGUGAUGGAAUACGAGAACAGGAUCAGAGCCUACUCCACACCGGACAAAAUCUUCAGAUACUUCGCCACUUUGAAAGUCAUAAAUGAGCAUGGUGAAUCUGAGGUUUUUAUGACACCGCAGGAUUUUGUGAGAUCGAUAACACCUAAUGAGAAACAACCAGAAAAUCUGGGUCUGGACCAGUUUAUAGUGAAGCGCUAUGAUGGGAAGAUACGGGUUAAAUUUUCAUCUAAAUUAUUAGCUGAGCUCAUCCCCACUCUGCAGUCACAUACAAUGAAAUUAUCCCAGGAGCGAGAGAAAUUUGCCGAUGAGGACAGCAUAUUUUAUGCCCUUGGAGAAUGUGGACUCAUUUCUUUUUCCGACUACAUCUUCCUCACUACAGUCCUUUCCACUCCCCAGAGGAAUUUUGAAAUUGCCUUUAAGAUGUUUGAUCUGAAUGGUGAUGGCGAGGUGGACAUGGAGGAGUUUGAGCAGGUCCAGAGCAUCAUUCGUUCCCAAACCAGCAUGGGCAUGCGCCACAGAGACCGGUCUACAACGGGCAACACUCUGAAAACUGGCUUCAACUCUGCGCUGACAACGUACUUCUUUGGGGCGGAUCUGAAGGGGAAGCUGACCAUCUCCCACUUCCUCGACUUCCAGCGCAAACUGCAGCACGAUAUUCUGAAGCUUGAGUUUGAGCGGCACGACCCAGUGGAGGGGCGGAUCACGGAGCGGCAGUUUGGCAGCAUGCUGCUGGCCUACAGUGGGGUGCAGUCUAAGAAGCUCACCGUCAUGCUGAAGCAGCUCAAGAAACAUUUCCAAGAUGGAGAGGGGCUGACAUUUGAGGAGGUGGAGAGCUUCUUCACUUUUCUGAAGAACAUAAACGAUGUGGACACAGCUUUGAGCUUUUACCACAUGGCUGGAGCUUCGCUUGAUAAAGUGACAAUGCAGCAAGUGGCCAGGACAGUGGCCAAGGUGGAGCUCUCUGACCACGUGUGCGACGUGGUGUUUGCUCUCUUCGACUGCGACGGAAAUGGCGAGCUGAGCAACAAGGAGUUUGUUGCCAUAAUGAAGCAGCGCCUUAUGAGAGGCUUGGAGAAGCCCAAGGACAUGGGCUUCACACGACUCAUGCGGGCAAUGUGGAAAUGUGCCCAGGAGACAGCGUGGGAUUUCACCAUGCCCAAGCCGUAGCAGGGCCAGAGAGGAGCGCCCGGCUUCCCUCUCAGCCCUGUCACCACAGCUGCUGCGGGCACCUCAGGGUGGCACCAGGCUCUGGCGAGCUCAGACUGUUCAUAAUAGGAGACUUUUGUAAAUCAAAGAUAAAAAUCAAAGCCUGUUGUAUUUGCAGCUUCUGCUUGCCAGUGGCCCCUUAAUAUUCCUCUCUCUCAGGAAAAAGGACUUUUCUUACUGCCAACACCUCUGCUUCAUGAUACACCCUGCCUGCAGAGCUGGGCAUCAAGCAAGCUGGUGGGGCUGCCCCCAAUUCAGUUUUAUUUAAUGUUAUUACCAAAUGGCAUGAAGUUAAUUUUAAUUCUUGGAUUUGCUCCUACAAAAGUUGUGGGAUUCCUGGAUAGAUCAUAGCAGUGGGACCUAUGAGCAGAGGCUGGAGCUGCCAAGUGCUGAGAGCUCCCCAGGAUUUCGCUUGGCAGCAUGCUCCUGCCCCCUGAGAUUG